Molecule: messenger RNA, 1266 nt
Organism: Tupaia belangeri chinensis (Chinese tree shrew)
Lineage: Eukaryota; Metazoa; Chordata; Mammalia; Scandentia; Tupaiidae
Product: zinc finger protein 596-like
Exons: 4
Biological process (GO): regulation of transcription by RNA polymerase II
Cellular component (GO): nucleus
Molecular function (GO): RNA polymerase II cis-regulatory region sequence-specific DNA binding; DNA-binding transcription factor activity, RNA polymerase II-specific
Source: RefSeq, a predicted model, not a curated record
AUGAUGUCCUAGGAAUCAGUGACCUUUGAAGAUGUAAUAGUGCAUUUCACCCGGGAAGAAUGGGCCCUACUGGAUACAUCUGGGAGAAUUCUGUACAAAGAUGUGAUGAUGGAAAAUAUCAGUCAUCUGGUAUCUCUUGGGUAUCAGCUCUGCAAAUCAGAUGUAAUUUUCCAUUUGGAACAAGAUAAAAUGCUGUGGAUGGUGAAAGAAAGAGCAUUUUUCCAAGGCUGGAGUCCAGUUGUUAUAGGCAGGGAAAGUACACCUGAAAAACAAGAAAUGAUACUCACACAACACAUGAGUAAGAAGAACAGAGCUAUCAGUUCAAUGAAUUCUUAUAUUCAAGAAGAUCAUUUUAAAUGCGAUGAUUUGGGAAAAGAUUUGACUCACAGCUCUGCAUUGCCUCAAAAUGUAUUAAUUCAAACAUCAGAAAAACCCUUUGUCAACAAACUGUGUGGAAAAUCCCUUAGUGACUGCUUAUGCCUUAAUCUACACAAGAAAAAUCAAGCAAAAGGUAAAUCAUAUGAGUGUCAUUUAUGUGGGAAAGCCUUUAAUAAUUGUUCUUACCUUAGACAACAUAUGGUGAUUCAUACUUCAGAGAGGCCAUAUGAAUGCCAUCUGUGUGGGAAAACCUUUAGUCAGUGUUAUAGAUUUAUGGAACAUGAGAGAACUCACACUGGAGAGAAACCAUAUGAAUGCCAUCUCUGUGGGAAAACCUUUUGUCAGUCUUACAAACUUACAGUACAUGAGAGAACUCACACUGGAGAGAAGCCAUAUAGAUGUCACCUGUGUGAAAAAUCCUUCAAUAAAUCUUCUACUCUUAAAGAGUAUGAGAAAACACACACUGGAGAGAAUCCAUAUGAAUGCCACCUAUGUUGGAAAGCUUUUAGUAAUUGCUCUAACCUUAGAAAACACAAGAUGAUUAAUACUGGAGAGAGGCCAUGUGAAUGUCAUGUGUGUGAGAAAGCCUUCAAUCAACCCUCUGAUCUUAGACAGCAUAAGAGAACGCACAGUGGAGAGAAACCAUACAAAUGCCAUCUGUGUGGGAAAGUUUUCAGUCAAUCUUCGUCUCUUAAACAACAUGAGAGAACACAUACUGGAGAGAGACCAUACGAAUGUCAUCUGUGUGAAAAAGCCUUUAGCAGAUCUUCUUUCCUUAGACAGCAUGAGAGAAUUCAUACUGGAGAAAAACUAUAUGAAUGCCAUCUGUGUGGCAAAACCUUCAGUCAGUCUGCUUCCCUUAGGCAACAUGAGAGGACACACACAUAA